Messenger RNA from Zea mays, 770 nucleotides. RefSeq names its product ABC transporter G family member 45-like. NCBI's taxonomy places the organism in Eukaryota, Viridiplantae, Streptophyta, Magnoliopsida, Poales, Poaceae. The transcript has 3 exons. The record is from RefSeq and is a predicted model, not a curated record. Bases 115 to 555 code for a protein of 146 amino acids.
ACAAUCAAAGAACUACAUGAUAAACUAGUCUUUCUUUUAUACAAGUACGUAUAGGCACUACGGAAUUACCAUCCUAAGUUUUAAAUUAAAUUUGUUCCAUUUCAGCUUCUGCUUAUGAAAAGAGGCGGCCAGCUCAUAUACAGUGGUUCGGUAGGUCCACUCUCUAGCAACAUGAUAAAGUAUUUUGAGGCCAUACCAGGCGUUCCUAAAAUAAACAAGGGACAAAACCCAGCAACAUGGAUGUUAGACAUCAGUUCACACAUAACAGAAUAUGAAAUUGGAGUGGACUAUGCAGAAAUUUUUUGCAAUUCCUACCUGUACAGGGAGAACAGGGUUCUAAUUGAUGAAUUGGAACAACCAGAACCAAACACAGAUGCUCUGUAUUUUCCUCAGGGUUAUUGGCAAAACUUUACGACACAAUGUGUGGCAUGUUUGUGGAAGCAAAGUUGUGCAUACUCGAAAAACUCAGAAAACAAUGUUGUCCGGUUCAUUAACACUUUUGCUGUUUCAAUCAUGUUUGGAAUUGUAUUCUGGAAAAUUGGCUCAAGCAUGUAAUCGGAUUAUUAUUAUCUUUCAUGACUAUUAAAUUAUUUUUUUAUGCCCCAAUCAAGAUCUAACAUGUAUUUCUUUGUGCAACAGCAAGGAUGAGCAAGACGUAUUCAACAUACUUGGAAUCGUAUAUGGAUCGGCAUUGUUCCUGGGUUUCAUGAAUUGCAGCAUCCUACAGCCGGUGGUGGCAAUGGAGAGAGUUGUGCUCUACCGUGAAAAGG